Molecule: messenger RNA, 603 nt
Organism: Naegleria gruberi
Lineage: Eukaryota; Heterolobosea; Eutetramitea; Acrasida; Naegleriidae
Exons: 1
Coding region: 1-603 (200 amino acids)
Source: RefSeq, a predicted model, not a curated record
AUGUCUAAAUCAGAUUUCUUCCUGUUUGCUGCAAUCUUUGUAGUGAUUUCUGGCAUUGCCCAAGCUAAAUACCUUCAAAUCUACCAUUACAAUUCUCGUAACUGUUUAGAAUCCAACUAUGUAAAGGUUGAUAUCUUUAGAGAGGGUUGUUUUUCCUUUGAAAAUUAUGUUGAAAGUCAAUACGCUACUUGCAAUGGUUCUUAUGGUUAUCUUGAAAUCAUGAAGAAUCAUAUUGAAUGUGGAAAGGACCCUAUCGUAUUCAAAUUGGGAGUUUGUGUCAAUAUUGAAGAUGAUAUAGUUCGUUCCUAUAGAGUUACUUGUGGUGAUUUCGUCUCCAAAGAGAAAAUGUUCUGGGAAAUGGCCUACAAUGAUAGAAGAUGUGAAAAGUUUGUGAGAUCAGCAACUGGUCACGUUAUUGGAAAAUGUGAUGCCACUGCUGAUUUUGGAGUUGGAGCAAAGGUUUACACAUGCGAAAGAGAUGAUACCAGAGUUCAGGUACUUACAUAUAAAUCCAGCACGCAAUGUAUUGGAGGAAUUAGAACUAAUCAAACAUGGACUACUGAAUGUGAUAACAGAUUCCAAAAUGUUUGUGGACUUGUUUAG